Messenger RNA from Mus pahari (shrew mouse), 975 nucleotides. RefSeq names its product olfactory receptor 10AD1-like. Bases 1 to 975 code for a protein of 324 amino acids. The record is from RefSeq and is a predicted model, not a curated record. The transcript has 2 exons. Gene Ontology annotation, cellular component: membrane. NCBI's taxonomy places the organism in Eukaryota, Metazoa, Chordata, Mammalia, Rodentia, Muridae. Gene Ontology annotation, molecular function: olfactory receptor activity; G protein-coupled receptor activity. Gene Ontology annotation, biological process: G protein-coupled receptor signaling pathway.
AUGACUGCCAGGCCCCAGACAGCAGACCCAAAGAACAGCAGCACGGUGACUGAGUUCAUCCUCGUGGGCUUUGAGCAGAGCUCCCCUUCCACACGGGCAUUGCUCUUCACCCUCUUCCUGGCUCUCUACAGCCUCGCCAUGGCCAUGAAUGGCCUCAUCAUCUUCAUCACAUGGACUGACCCCAGGCUCAACAGCCCCAUGUACUUCUUCCUUGGACACCUGUCUUUCCUGGACAUCUGCUUCAUCACCACCACCAUCCCGCAGAUGUUGGUCCAUCUGGUGACCAAGAACCANACUGUCUCCUUUGNCUCNUGNNUGACNCAGAUGUACNUNGUNUUUNNNGUGGGUGUGGCCGAGUGCAUCCUCUUGGCUUUCAUGGCCUAUGACCGUUAUGUUGCCAUCUGCCACCCACUGAACUAUGCCCAGAUCAUGAGCCAGAAGGUGUGUGUCAGGCUGGUGUGUUCUUCCUGGAUCUUUGGAAUGGUCAAUGGUAUCUUUCUUGAGUAUAUGUCUUUCAGGAAUCCCUUCUGCAAAGACAACCACAUAGAGAACUUCUUCUGUGAGGCUCCCAUAGUGAUCGCCCUCUCCUGCGGGGAUCCCGAGUUCAGCAUGAAGUUGAUCUUUGUGGAUGCCAUUGUGGUGUUGCUCAGUCCCAUGGUGCUCAUCAUCACCUCCUAUGCCCGCAUCCUGGCCUCCAUCCUACGCAAGGCCUCCUCCUCAGGGAGGGGGAAGACAUUCUCCACGUGUGCCUCCCACCUGACCGUGGUUGUCUUUUUCUACACCUCAGCCAUGUUCUCUUACAUGAAUCCCCGCAGUACACAUGGGCCUGACAAAGACAAACCUUUCUCCCUUCUCUACACCAUCAUCACCCCCAUGUGCAACCCCGUCAUCUACAGCUUCCGCAACAAGGAAAUGAAGGGGGCCAUGGGGCGGGCUCUUGGGGUAGGCAGCCUGGCUCAGGCAGAGUCUGUCUAG